GUCAACAUGGCGUCCUAUCGCCAGGAUCGAGCUCCGCCGGGCGGUUAUGGGCCCAUAGAAUGGGCCAAGAAGGUCAAACCAAGAGGAGUCAGUGGUUAUGCCAUGUUUCUUGGUUUUGGUGCUUUCUCACUCGUUGGUGGGGCUGUCACUGCACUCAACAAGAAACGUAUCCGGAAACAGGAACUGGAACUAAUUGAGGCAAGAAUUUCUGUGGAACCACUCAUGCAAGCAGAGAAAGAUAGACUAUUCCUGAAGCAAUGUCGUAAAAAUCGUGAUGAUGAGAAUGAACUGAUGAAGGAUGUCCCUGGCUGGGAGACUGGUACUCUCUAUGGUAAACCGGUCUAUCACAACAAGUACAAUCGUUGGAUGGAACCCGACUUUUACGAAUACUACGCCCAUGUCAGUCCAAAGACUUUGUACAAGAGACAAUAUGAGAGGCUGAAGCAUUAACAAGAUGUGACGCUAGUGUUGAAAAGCUGAACUAAGUAGCCGAAGGAUUAAUUCUGUUGAUUGCAAGCUUCAACUAGAAACAUCACAAAACAGUAUCUGCACAGAAUUCACCCUCCAUCUCCUUUGAAGCAUCAUUGUGAAUAGACUUUUGGUAGUGUUAGUUGUCCUUGUACAUUAUAUUCUUAGAAAAGUGGAUAUAUGAAGAAUACUAUAAGAUUUGUAAUGCAGUACAAGACUGUCUGAAAUGUACCACCUCAGAUGAUAAUGUAGCGUAUAAAAAUCUUUCAAGAAUUUGUUAUAAAACCUUGAAACAGAAUUUUUCUCGACUCGAAUAGAUUGUUGUCCAUUCCUGUAUCAUCCUUUCUCACGUCACCAGAAUAAGAGUUUGGUCUGUUGUGUGGAGGUUAUGAAAAUGAUUCAUCAGUUAAGUUUUAAAUGAGUUAGAUCCGUGUAUAGUGAAUUGAGUUGAAAUUAUAAUCCUCUUAUUGUGUAAAAAAGUGUCGGUGUGUUUCUUCCUCAUCUUCUAAGAAUUAUGUAGUCAGAAAGGAAGCAAUUUUGAACAGGAAAGGCUGGACAUCACAUAAAUUGCUCUUCAGAAUAUUUUCCAGAGAAAAUGGAGCCUGGAGAAUCUUGCAGUUGUUCCAGGCAAACAU
Messenger RNA from Lineus longissimus, 1103 nucleotides. Its product is annotated as NADH dehydrogenase [ubiquinone] 1 alpha subcomplex subunit 13-like. The record is from RefSeq and is a predicted model, not a curated record. Bases 7 to 450 code for a protein of 147 amino acids. NCBI's taxonomy places the organism in Eukaryota, Metazoa, Nemertea, Pilidiophora, Heteronemertea, Lineidae. The transcript is spliced from 4 exons.